AUGCAAGGGGACCAGGGACUGCUGCUGUUCCUGCUGCUGCUGCUGGCUGGCUGCCUGGGUGCGGAUGUGGCGGGGGGCGCGGGGAGCGUGGACGGGGUGUUCGAGGUGGCCCUCUACUGCAACGUGCUCGUGUCCCCCGACGGCUGUGUGUACUGGCUGCCGCCCGCCAUCUUCCGCUCUGCCUGCCCGGUCUCCGUCACCUACUUCCCCUUCGACUGGCAGAACUGCUCGCUCGUCUUCCAGUCCCAGACCUACAGCACCAGCGAGAUCAACCUGCAUCUCAGCCAGGAAGCGGGUCAGACCAUCGAGUGGAUUUUUAUCGACCCUGAGGCCUUCACAGAGAACGGGGAGUGGGCCAUCCGCCACCGGCCGGCCAGGAUGCUGCUGGACGCGGCGCCCGCGGCCGCCGGCCACCAGAAGGUGGUGUUCCACCUGCUCAUCCAGCGCAAGCCCCUCUUCUACGUCAUCAACAUCAUCGCGCCCUGCGUGCUCAUCUCCUCGGUCGCCAUCCUCAUCUACUUCCUGCCUGCCAAGGCCGGCGGUCAGAAGUGCACCGUGGCCGUGAACGUGCUGCUGGCGCAGACGGUCUUCCUCUUCCUGGUGGCCAAGAAGGUGCCUGAGACCUCGCAGGCGGUGCCGCUCAUCAGCAAGUACCUGACCUUCCUCCUGGCGGUGACCAUCCUCAUUGUCGUGAACGCUGUGGUGGUGCUCAACGUGUCCUUGAGGUCCCCACACACGCACUCCAUGGCCCGUGGGGUCCGAAAGGUGUUCCUGCGGCUCCUGCCUCAGCUGCUGCGGAUGCACAUGCGCCCUCCAGCCCCCGUGCCGGUGCAGGACGCCCGGCCCCAGCUACAGGGUGGCUCCGGGCAGGCGGUCACAGCGGGGACGGACCUGGCCUUCCGCCUGCCUCGCAGUGAGCUCCUCUUUCAGCAGCGGCAACGCAACGGGCUGGUGAGGGCAGCGCUGGAGAAGCUGGAGAAAGGCCUGGAGCCGGACCAUAGCCAGGAGCUGUGUGGUAGCCUGAAGCAGGCUGCCCCUGCCAUCCAGGCCUGCGUGGAAGCCUGCAACCUCAUUGCCCGUGCCCGCCGCCAGCAGAGCCACUUUGACAGUGGGAGCGAGGAAUGGUUCCUGGUGGGCCGUGUGUUGGACCGUGUCUGCUUCCUGGUCAUGCUCUCGCUCUUCGUCUGUGGCACUGCGGGCAUCUUCCUCCUGGCCCACUACAACCGGGUACCAGCCCUGCCAUUCCCUGGAGAUCCCCGCCCCUACCUGCCCCUGCCAGACUGA
Molecule: messenger RNA, 1284 nt
Organism: Condylura cristata (star-nosed mole)
Lineage: Eukaryota; Metazoa; Chordata; Mammalia; Eulipotyphla; Talpidae
Gene: CHRNG
Product: cholinergic receptor, nicotinic, gamma (muscle)
Exons: 9
Coding region: 1-1284 (427 amino acids)
Biological process (GO): nervous system process; monoatomic ion transmembrane transport; regulation of membrane potential
Cellular component (GO): membrane; neuron projection; synapse
Molecular function (GO): neurotransmitter receptor activity; transmembrane signaling receptor activity; extracellular ligand-gated monoatomic ion channel activity
Source: RefSeq, a predicted model, not a curated record